CAUACUGUGUCAGCGAGGGGAGAGAAGAGAACCGCGCAGCGGCUUUUAUAUACGCAGGCAGGUAGGUCGGGAGGGACGCGCUAUUGGCCCGGAGCCGGGUAGUCCCGCCCAUCCUCUUCGCUCUGAUUGGGCGGCCGCGGUGCCUGGUAGGCUACGUUCCAGCUCGCGCGACCCUCGGCUGGCACGCGCCAGAGCAGCCCCGGCGGACGGUGAGGAGAACUGCCGCUGAGCGAAACCGCAGGGAAGGAAGGCAGAGAGAGAGAGAGCCAGACUGCAGGAAUAACCCGGUUUGGCACAUGUCUGUGUGCGUUUGGUAAAACUCGAGGCAGGCAAAAGCAAACAGAUGCACUGGGGGAGCAGCCAAAUGAUUUCCUUUUAACAGUGCAACAGCAAGAAGAAAAGUUCUCAGAAAAGAUGAAAAGGAAUAUGCACUGAAGCAGAUUGAAGGAACAGGGAUAUCCAUGUCGGCAUGUAGAGAAAUAGCACUUUUGCGAGAACUGAAGCACCCUAAUGUGAUUGCAUUGCAGAAGGUUUUCCUUUCUCAUAGUGACAGAAAGGUGUGGCUGCUGUUUGAUUAUGCUGAACAUGAUUUGUGGCAUAUUAUCAAGUUCCACCGUGCCUCAAAAGCAAACAAAAAACCCAUGCAGUUGCCAAGAUCCAUGGUCAAAUCACUACUUUAUCAGAUUCUUGAUGGAAUCCAUUAUCUCCAUGCAAACUGGGUGCUUCACAGAGACUUAAAACCAGCAAAUAUUCUGGUAAUGGGAGAAGGUCCUGAAAGAGGGAGAGUAAAAAUAGCUGAUAUGGGUUUUGCAAGGUUAUUCAAUUCUCCACUUAAGCCUCUAGCAGAUCUGGAUCCAGUUGUGGUAACAUUUUGGUACAGAGCCCCAGAACUGUUACUUGGUGCAAGGCACUACACAAAGGCCAUUGAUAUAUGGGCCAUUGGCUGUAUAUUUGCUGAAUUAUUGACUUCAGAACCAAUCUUUCACUGUCGUCAAGAAGACAUUAAAACAAGCAAUCCUUUUCAUCAUGAUCAACUUGAUCGCAUAUUCAGUGUAAUGGGAUUUCCUGCAGAUAAAGACUGGGAAGACAUUAGGAAGAUGCCAGAAUAUCCUACACUUCAAAAAGACUUUAGGAGAACAACAUAUGCCAAUAGCAGCCUCAUAAAAUAUAUGGAAAAACACAAAGUCAAGCCUGACAGCAAAGUAUUCCUUUUGCUUCAAAAACUUCUCACUAUGGAUCCUACAAAAAGAAUUACCUCAGAGCAAGCUUUGCAGGAUGCUUACUUCCAGGAGGACCCACUGCCUACAUCAGAUGUUUUUGCAGGCUGCCAGAUUCCUUACCCAAAACGAGAAUUUCUCAAUGAGGAUGAACCUGAAGAAAAAGGGGACAAGAAUCAACAGCAGCAGCAGAACCAACAUCAACAACAAACAGCACCUCAACAGCAAGCAGCACCUCAGCAGCAACAGCAGCAGCAACAACAACAACAAAACAGUACCCAGACAAAUGGAACUGCAGGGGGUGGUGGAGCGGGAGGUGGUGGCACUGGGGCAGGUCUCCAGCAUAGCCAGGACUCCAAUCUCAACCAGGUACCUCCAAAUAAGAAGCCACGCAUUGGGCCUUCAGGCGCAAAUUCAGGUGGGCCUGUCAUGCCUUCGGAUUAUCAGCACUCCAGUUCACGCCUGAGUUACCAAAGCAACAUUCAGGGAUCUUCUCAGUCCCAGAGUACAAUGGGCUAUUCUACAUCAUCUCAGCAGAGCUCUCAGUAUCAUCAGUCCCAUCAGUCUCACCGGUACUGAAGAACCCUUGUAGAUGGUGUUAGAAAGGAAAGGACUCCAGCAAUAUGAAGUUCAUAAUCAUGAGAAGAACCAAAAAUGCAAACUGUGAUGAGGAUCUUGAAAUUACAGUUAUAAAAGCAAAACUUUGAUUUAGUAAUUGUUUUCAGACAAGAAACAACCCCCCUUUUUUGCCAUAAAGAAGUUUCUUGUGAAAUUUCCCAUAAGCCUGCUUUUGCAUGCAUUCCAGUGUGGUUGUUAGAAUGAAACCGUCUGAUCUGAAUCCAGCACUUAAACUUCUUUACCUAUGGAAUUUUUGAAGGAUUCCUGGUGCACCUUUCUUAUGUUGUUGUAAUUGCCAUAAAUCUUACCUUUUCCAAGUCCCUUUACCAGGAUUUUAAAGUUUUGGAAUUUUGAACUCCCAGGCUUUUCAAGCUUGUAUAUAGUUAAUUUUUUACUAGGCAAAUCCGUUUAGCUAUACAGGUAUAAUGCACCUUUUAAAAGCACUAUGUUAUUUUCACAGGAUAUUACUGUUUUGCUCACAGAUGUCAAGAACAGCAGAUUUUACUGUUCCAGAGUAUUUUAUUAUUCUCUUUUUAUUAGUCUAGUUUUCAGAUGAGGUCUUUAAAAAAAAAGAAGAAGAAAAGAAAAGAAAAAUAUACAACCCAAGUCUCUGCAGCAGCUAUUACAUGUUAUUUGUUUGGACUGAACACCAAACAAAAGAUUAUGAAUGUUUGUUUUAUUAUUCAGAUGAGAAUACCAUAGAUCAUUUGUCAUUAUCUUCCAAGUGAGCUGACUUAAGCUUUGCUUUAAAUUAAGGCAUGACAGCAGAAUGGAAGGCAAAAAUUUGUGACUCCAGUAGAACAAGGGUUUUCUAUAGUGUAUUCUCUAGUGGUUAUCUGUACAUGCAAUGUGUCUUUGUUAGUGAUAAUCUGUGCUUUGGAACUCUACUCUAGGAGUUCAGCGUCAAUGGAAGAAAGGGCAAAGAAAGAGACUGCUACUACUUGGGAGGAUUCUGGGGAGGGACCAGGUUUGCUCUUUAGUGUAUUGCUAGUACACUCUUUGUAUUGGUUUUGUUUGUUUCUGAUGCAACCCUCCUUUGUUAAAUUUUGGUUCUGAAACUUGCAGCAAAAAAAGGAGUCAAAAGUUCUGUGGCACCUUAAGAGACUAACAGUUUUGUUGUGGCAUGAGCUUCUGCCUACUUACAGAACACUUGCAAUUAUGAACCUUGACAAGCCAUUGUAAUAAUUAUUAUAAUUAUUAUUAUUUUAUUGUUUUAUUUUAUUUGUAUUAUUAUUAUUAUUUUAUUAUUACAUUUUCAUGGUCCAGGCAAACCAGAUCAAAUAUGGAAAAAGAAGUUGUUGAACAAUGUCUGGAAAUUGUUUAAUCUUUUCAUGUUUAAAAUGCAUAUUAUGUUGUCUUACCACUGCUUUGAUUAAUCCAGUUUGAUUAUGCUAGAUAAGCCAUGCUAUACUGAAAUGUCUCUUUUCUGAAGGUUACACACACACCUGUACGCACACACAGAUACACACAUACGAAGCAAUUGUAUUUGGCCUAAAUGCAGCAAUGAGUCCAACUGCAUCAAUUGCUGAACGCUAAGUCAAUACUUAACACAAGUGCCAUUGCUUAAUGGGUCUACUUUAGUAGGGACUAACAACUGGAUUUAGGCCUUGAUGUACUGGGCCACCGUCUCACAGAAGAAGUGUCAGAGCUCAUGAACAAUGUACAUGUCAUCAGAGACAAUAAUACUUUGAGGCAGCUCAUUUCUUAAAAAGAGCCCUAGAAACACAGCUGAUUCACUUUAUUCAGGGCAAUAUAUAGUCUGGAAUUUAGUGUAGAAUUCAGCAUCUUGUGAAUCUAAGCUUUUCUGUUUUGUUUUUAAACAGAUGUAUUGCCUUAGGAAGAUAGGUUUAAAUAUUUGUGAGUAGUACUUAGUGAAAUUUUAGAAUCUGGGGAAAAGGAAUAGAAUAGUAUUUCCAGGGCUAGGGCUUAAGUACUGAAUAUUUGUUUCCCUCUUCUUUAACUAGUAAAAGCAUAAUAAUCUAUCAUAUAUGAUAAUUUGCAUUAUUUAUACAGAUUGCAGAAUUCAGCUUUUCUUUGUGUGGAAUUUGGGGUUGCCAUGGUGCUGACUUUUUUUAGCACACAGAGCCCUAACUUUAUUGCACUAAAAUUUUAAAAAGCAUAUACUUUAGAAUAUAUAUGCAGUACCCAGUAUUUAAAAAAAAAACGUGCUUUAAAAAUACAUAGAAGAAGAAGCCAGCUAUUUAUAUAUGCAUUAAUGGGCAUUUACACUAUAUAUAUAUCAUGAGCUCAUGCCUCACUGUGUUCUGUUUGGAAUCAAUACCAGACUCACAGAAAGAUGCCACCCAACAUUUUGCACUAAGACAACAAUAGAAACUGACAGAGUGGUAUGUCAGUUUACAUGGAGGGCGCAAAUUUGCUUUAGAGUAAUAAAAAGUAUCCUACUCAUAAUGCCAUGUUAUUUCCUGUUAACUUUUUAAAAGUAUCCAAAGUGUUGUUGCAGGCAUUGGUCCAUUUGCUGUUGAUACCAAGUGGCUUUGAGGGCCAAAAAUUAAAUCAGUAAGUACACAACAGGUGGAGAAGUCAGAAGAUAUUGCAUUGAGACAAUUUCCCCCCACCCCCCCAAAAAACCUUACUCUUUGGGAUCUUUUGUGUAUUGUGUGUCUGAGCUAGUUUUGUUUGAUGGAACUAAUGUUUUUUUUGUACUAACAUUCAGUGAAAAUAUUACCCAAAUUCCAUGUCCCCCAUUUUCAUUUUCUGCGCCUGAGCUAUUCAUCUGGUCAGUAGCAUAGAAUGAUACUGAACAUUAUUCUGACCAGUUUAUGAACUGCUAAUUUUUCUCUUCUCCCUCUGUUGCUCUGUCUCUCAACCUACUAUUGGUUGAAAUCUAGUGCACCUGUGACAAGCUCAGUCCAAGUUUAGGUUCCUCUGUGCAUGCAGUGUGGCAACCUGUGUUGAAUGUGCUUUUAUCUCCAUGAGCUUCCAGUUCCCUAGAAUGAUGGCCAUGAUUGUUGUCUAUACUGAUAAGUUUAUAUUUGCUUAUUUGCUGGAAACUAGUUGCUUGCUAUACUCGAUUUCCCUGCAGUGUCUGUGGACACAAAUGUAGCUGUGUUAAAUACUUCAUGGCCUUCCAAAAAAGAAAAAAAAGAAAAAAAAUAAGCAUUGACAGGGGAGAUGGAUGAAAGUAUAGGUUUACACUUUUUGAAAUGUUUACUGCACUCAUUCUCUAUUUGUAUCUUGGCUUCUGGGCAUACUUGGCCUAUUGUUGUGAAACUGUUUGUGUAUAAUAAGAUGAGUGUCUCAUGUAUUGCAGGGCUAAAGAGAGCCAAGGCGAGGUAGCUUUGUUUCAGGUGAAAUUUCAUGGAUCAAAGUGUAAUGUAAGAUAAAUCAUAUAUUGUAUCUUAUGAAAACACAGGACACAGAAAUUUUCAUAACUGUGUGGCUCAGUUAACUAAUUCUUACUAGAAUGUGCAGCUUCAACAUCAUCUAUAGUUGAUCUUUUCUGUCACAUUGGAUUUUAGAAGUGCUAAGUACUUCACGAUUUUUGCUACUUUGGGGAAAGUAGCUGCUUCAGACCUCAUUCUGUGAUAUUUCUCUUCUGGUUUUCAAAUAAAAGGAGCAAGGAAAUAGGAUUAACAAAGAAUUAUGAAAUGAAUUGUAGCAUAGACUGCAUAAUGAAGGAAGAAUUUAGUGAAAGCUGCACGUCCUGCACUGUAUCUGUGACACUGUAUCUUUUGGGGUGGGAAUGGUGAGGGAGGACAUCCUGAGAUUGGGGAGGAGGAAGCUUGAAGUAUUUGAUUAUGUAUAAUAUUUUAUACCAACAUAAUAAGCUUAGUUCCCCUUCAUAAUCUUCAGUGAUGGUACUUAAGCAACAUUAAGCAAAGAUAACCGUUUUAAGAUAAAAAAAAUAAGCAUAUUGUACAUAAGGCCAUGUGUAAUCUAUACAUUUUGCCACACCAGAACAAUGUGUAUUGCUUUAUGGGGGGAAAGUCUUUAAUGCACUGUUAUCUCCUAAAUAUUUAGUAGUAAAUUAAUACUAUUUAAUUUUUAUUAAAAGAAAUCUGUCUUGUGUAGACACUAAAAAGUAUUACACAAUGUGGACUGAAGAUGUCCCUUUUUAACAGCAGUUUAAAUAAUGUUUUAUAUCUGUAAGGUAGUGUACUUUUCAAAUUGUUUUAAUUUCUUCAUUUUGACUAUUUGGGAAAGUUUGCCUAAAUCUUUAGUUUACUUUUAUAUAUUAUUUCACAUAUCCAUCUUCUAUCCUUGUAGUCUUUUCAUUAUUUAGUUAGCUUUCUGUCUACUUUUAUGCCACUAUUGAAGAACCAUGCGUAGUGGUGCCUGCCAAGGUUUGCAGAUAAAACCCAAACAUUUUUGAAUCCAUUUUAUGUUCUCACUUUGUAGAUAUAGGAUAUUUAAAGUGAGAUCAUUAUAUUUAAAUCAACUAUGUAUGAGGGUCGAUGAAUUACUUUCAAACUGUACCCCCACCAGCACCACUGAAGACACAAACAUAUACAUAGACACAUGUCCAGUGUUCUGCAUCUAACUCUGAUCUUUGGAAAUCAGUGAUUCCUCUUCACAGUCUCCAAGAAUUCAUCUUAACCAGCUAUCUUGCUGAAGUGAAAGAGGAAGAAACUAGCAAUUAUUGAGCAAUACGGUAACUCUCCAAUAUGCUUCCCAACCUUGAAUCAAUUUAGGUGGUACAAAUACUAGGUGGGUGAACAUAUCUUAAUGGGAAAUUCAGUUUUUACUGCCACCCAGCUCACCUCUCCUCCCAGUCUGUAGGAGAGAACUAGGAAGGCUCAAUAGCUGACUAAAAAAGUCCCACUCACAUUAGACAGGCUUUGCCCUCAUAAAGCAUUUACUGUUUGUUUUUGUUUUGUCUUUACAUUGCUCUUGAAAGACUGUUAAAAAAAACUAUGCUUCUGUUAAUUGCAUCUAUUUUUUAUUUUUGUUGUAAUUAAAUUGAAUUGCUUCAGUGUGAAUUUUUUAAAUAAAAAAUAAUAUACGUUUGUAAUAAUAAUAAAAAGUUGAAGUCA
This is a messenger RNA of Sceloporus undulatus (fence lizard), 6829 nucleotides long. It is a transcript of the gene CDK19, whose product is annotated as cyclin dependent kinase 19. Gene Ontology annotation, cellular component: cytosol; nucleus; mediator complex. The record is from RefSeq and is a predicted model, not a curated record. Bases 462 to 1796 code for a protein of 444 amino acids. The transcript has 13 exons. NCBI's taxonomy places the organism in Eukaryota, Metazoa, Chordata, Lepidosauria, Squamata, Phrynosomatidae. Gene Ontology annotation, molecular function: RNA polymerase II CTD heptapeptide repeat kinase activity; ATP binding; cyclin-dependent protein serine/threonine kinase activity. Gene Ontology annotation, biological process: protein phosphorylation.